Phodopus roborovskii (desert hamster) is the source of this 1345-nucleotide messenger RNA. It is a transcript of the gene Upp1, whose product is annotated as uridine phosphorylase 1. Gene Ontology annotation, molecular function: uridine phosphorylase activity. The record is from RefSeq and is a predicted model, not a curated record. Gene Ontology annotation, cellular component: cytosol; cytoplasm. NCBI's taxonomy places the organism in Eukaryota, Metazoa, Chordata, Mammalia, Rodentia, Cricetidae. The transcript has 10 exons. Gene Ontology annotation, biological process: uridine catabolic process; nucleotide catabolic process. Bases 340 to 1275 code for a protein of 311 amino acids.
CAUUCUUGACCUCAUCCACGCGGUCAUUCAUCUCUGGUACAUUCCUUCACUAUUUCCAGAUAGAUGGACCUGGGCCCUGGCUCUAGAGGUGAUCUUGGGUAGCCAUACAGCCGCUUCCAGACCGUUUCUUUGCCUAUGGAACAGCCUUCGGAGCCUUUCGCGCGGCUGGUCGGGACGGAGGGGUGAGCGAGCGCUCUGCUUUGUCGGUUCAUCGCGGGAUCUCCCUGUCUGUAGGGCUUGGUGGAGUGACUACAGGUGACUGGGGUGGUCUCUGACACUUUGGCAGCCUUCCCUGGACGUGGACCUCCAGUGCCUUGACAGUCCUGCUACAGUGAGAGGAUGGCAGCUACAGGAACGGAAGCAAAGGACCUCGAAAACCAUCACAAUGACUGCUUCAUUCAACUUCCAAAUCCAAACAUAGCAACAAUGAAAGAAGAUGUUCUCUAUCAUUUCAACCUCAGCACUAGUACACAUGAUUUCCCUGCUAUGUUUGGAGACGUGAAGUUCGUGUGUGUUGGUGGAAGCCCUUCCCGGAUGAGCGCCUUCAUCAGGUAUGUGGCCGCUGAGCUGGGCCUUGACCAUCCAGGGAAAGAAUAUCCCAACAUCUGUGUAGGCACUGACCGCUACGUCAUGUAUAAAGUCGGACCUGUGCUGUCUGUGAGCCAUGGCAUGGGCAUUCCUUCCAUCGGGAUCAUGUUGCACGAGCUCAUCAAGAUGCUGUACCAUGCACGGUGCACCAACAUCACCAUCAUCCGCAUCGGCACUUCUGGCGGGAUAGGUCUGGAGCCUGGCUCUGUGGUCAUCACCCAGCAGGCCGUGAAUGAAUGCUUCAAGCCACAGGUUGAGCAGAUUGUCCUGGGACAGCGGGUGUUUCGCAGCACCAACCUGGACGCACAGCUGGUGAAGGAACUGAUGCAGUGUUCCUCAGACCUGAAUGAGUUCCCCACUGUUGUGGGCAACACCAUGUGCACCUUGGACUUUUAUGAGGGACAAGGCCGUCUGGAUGGUGCCAUCUGCUCCUACACAGAGAAGGACAAACAGGCCUAUCUGCAAGCAGCCCAUGCUGCAGGUGUCAGGAAUAUUGAGAUGGAAUCGUCAUUGUUUGCCACCAUGUGCAGUGCCUGUGGCCUGAAAGCGGCUGUGGUGUGUGUCACCCUCCUGGACAGACUGCAAGGGGACCAGAUCGACACCCCCCAUGAUGUGCUGGUGGAGUACCAGCAGAGACCUCAGCGGCUGGUGGUCCACUUUAUCAAGAAAAGCCUGGGAAAGGCCUGAGGCUCUGCUCUUCACCACUCAGGACAAGCCGGUGCAACUCCUGGCCAAUAAAUCUAUUUUUCAUAUCCUA